AUGAAAUUGGAAUAUUUCGAAGAAUUAAAACAAAGUCAAGGUGGUCUUAUCUCAUUUAAUGGUUUUCUCUCAACUAGUACUAAAUACGAUGUUGCUUAUGAAUUUGCUCAGAGAUCUUUAUCAAAUGGAUUUCCAAUAGCUGUAUUGUUUCGAAUGAAGAUCGAUUCAACAAAUAGUUCAUAUCCAUUUGCUUCAUUAGAAAAUCAUAGUUUUGAUCCAUCGGAAUAUGAAAUUCUUUUUUCAUUCAAAGCAAUAUUUCAUAUCGAAGCGAUUGAAGAAAUAGAAAAAAAUUUUUGGAAAGUCGAUAUAGCCUUAAUCAAUCAAAACGAAAGCGAUUUAUCACGUUAUAUUGAAAUUGAAUCCAAUAAAUUUAAUGAUUUCGUUGGUUACGAAAAAUUGGGUGAAUUAUUAAUUCAAAUGAACGAAUUAGAUAGAGCACGAGAUCUAUAUGAAAUGAAUAUACCACUUAAUUCCGAUUCAAAAUAUAUAUAUGUUUAUAAUCAAUUAGGAUCGAUCUGUCUUAGUUUAAAAAAUUAUAAAUCCGCACUCUUAUAUUAUAAUCUUGCACUUCAAACAAAGUCAAGCGAAAGUCUAAAUGAUUAUGUCACAAUAUCAAAUAUACAUAAUAAGAUUGGAAAAAUACUUUAUGAACAAGAGAAAUUUGAUGAAGCAUUAGAAAAAUUUCAAAACGCAUUAAGUAUUCAGCUGGAACAUUUAUCAUCAACACAUCCAUCAUUAGUAAAUACAUAUGAUCUUCUUGGAAUGUACUAUCAACAAGACGAUAAGUACGAAAGAGCACUUGAAUAUCAUCAAAAAAAACUUAAAAUACAGGAAAAAGCAUCACAAUCGAAUCAAGCUGAUAUAGCUUCAACACAUUUUAACAUUGGAAUUUGCCUGGAGAAUUUAAAUCGGUUUACUGAAGCGAUGGAUUAUGUGCAAAAAUCAGUUGAUAGUACGCAUUUCAAUGAUGCAGAAUUACAUGAUAGACAAAAAGCACUUGAAAGAAUCCGCAAAGAACUUGAAUAA
Molecule: messenger RNA, 1026 nt
Organism: Rotaria socialis
Lineage: Eukaryota; Metazoa; Rotifera; Eurotatoria; Philodinida; Philodinidae
Source: the annotation of a GenBank genome assembly